This is a messenger RNA of Aptenodytes forsteri (emperor penguin), 279 nucleotides long. It is a transcript of the gene PROK1, whose product is annotated as prokineticin 1. The record is from RefSeq and is a predicted model, not a curated record. The transcript has 3 exons. NCBI's taxonomy places the organism in Eukaryota, Metazoa, Chordata, Aves, Sphenisciformes, Spheniscidae. The coding region runs from base 1 to 279 and encodes 92 amino acids.
AUGGGCCGACUCCUGCAAACCCUCUGCUUCCUCCUGCUCAUCACCUCCUGCCCCUGCGCCGUCAUCACCGGGGCCUGCGAGCGGGACCCGCAGUGCGGCAGCAGGACCUGCUCCCUGACGCCCUCAUCUCUCCUGCAUCUCUCCCGCGUCUCUCCGCAGGUCCCUUUCUUCGGGAAGCGCCAGCACCACACCUGCCCGUGUUUGCCCAACUUCAUAUGCUCCAGGUUCCUCGACGGCCGCUACCGCUGCUCCGUCGACUUCAAGAACAUUGAUUUUUAG